Messenger RNA from Acomys russatus (golden spiny mouse), 817 nucleotides. RefSeq names its product growth/differentiation factor 3-like. The coding region runs from base 236 to 802 and encodes 188 amino acids. The transcript has 2 exons. NCBI's taxonomy places the organism in Eukaryota, Metazoa, Chordata, Mammalia, Rodentia, Muridae. The record is from RefSeq and is a predicted model, not a curated record. Gene Ontology annotation, molecular function: growth factor activity.
CACCGAGUUCCUACAUAGCUACUGGCUUCUGCAGUUCGAAGCGGCUCCCUUCUUGGGUACUUCUGGAAUACAGCUCUGGGCUUGGGUUCCAAUUCCUCCUCAUGCCUCUGAGCUCAUUCUUGAGUUCAAGGACCAUCAAAGAGAGCCACAGAGGACCCUCCUGGGUACUUUCCCCAUUAUCUUUUCAUCCUACCAGUUGGAAGGAGGCUGGUUAUUGGAGAUCUAUUGUUUGCUAAUGUAUUGGAUGGAGCUGGUGCCUAUCCUCCUGGCAGAAGAGAAGCCUGUCUCCACCGAUGCCUCGGAAGCCAUCCUGUGGCAAUGUUCCAGCACCCAGGACAAACGAGAUGUAGUGCUGCUGUUGAUAUCCCAGUCCUACCCACAACCACCUCUGUUCCACCUGCCUUACGUCCAGGAGCCCUUUCUCCCUAAUGUGGAGCAGCUGAUCUUAAGCCAGCAUCACCAGGUGAUGGGUUGUGGCCAGGGUCAUCUCCCCACAGAGAAGCUCUGUCACCUGCAGGAGCGGAAGGUGAACCUGCACAGGGCUUCGUGGGGCCAGUGUAUCGUGGCACCGAAGACGUUCAACUUCCCUUACUGUCAAGGAAUCUGCCUGGCCCUGAACAGUGAGCUCCUUCACUCCAAUUUUGAAUGCUAUAAGAAGGAGGCACCCACCUGCUCCCGGCUCUUCCAGGCCUGUAGUCCUGUCAAGGUCCGCCUUUUCUCCUUGAUGAUCCAGGAUGACGAAUACAGGAUGAGCGUGCACCAUGUGAACACUUCCCUGAUAGAGAAAUGUGGCUGCUCCUGAGGUACCCUGGAGCCU